This is a messenger RNA of Bombus impatiens (common eastern bumble bee), 2345 nucleotides long. Its product is annotated as solute carrier family 25 member 46. Gene Ontology annotation, biological process: mitochondrial membrane fission; mitochondrial fission. The record is from RefSeq and is a predicted model, not a curated record. Gene Ontology annotation, cellular component: mitochondrial outer membrane. The coding region runs from base 376 to 1590 and encodes 404 amino acids. The transcript is spliced from 6 exons. Lineage: Eukaryota; Metazoa; Arthropoda; Insecta; Hymenoptera; Apidae.
CGUUUCCAAUUUGUUGAUCAUGUUAUAACUGCGUUUUAAUUUAUGGAAAGUAGAAGAUUUAUGGCAAUUAUAUAUUUGAAAUUUCCAAUAAGUGUUAGUUCGAUUACGGUAGAACUAAUAAGAAUAAAUGUGUUGUGUUGCGUCGUUGUGCUGCGCGUUGAUCACUGUAGUGGAUAUAUCAUAACAUGUAUCUGCAUACAUCCCAACUCUCAACUUUUUAAGCGGAAGUGAUAUAGAUACAGAUGGACGUCUUUUUGUAAUCGAAGAAAGCGACAAGUUGAACGAAUUAUAUAUAUUUAUAUAUAUAUGUAUAUAGUUUUAGGACUAUUCAGAAAAUGUACAGUUAUAAUGCUUAAAAAAUUACUUUCCUAAACGAUGGCGGGAUUGGAAAGUUACGAAAGAGUGUAUCGUGGGAAACCUGUGUCUAAAUCUUGGGAAACUGGAAAUAAUUUUCCAUAUAUUUACCAUGGACAAGACGUUAUUCGUCCUUUAGAUGUUCCUGUUGUGCAUCCUCUAGUCGAAGAUAAUCCACCUUCCGAAGGAGAUCUUACCGUAAAGAAAUAUAUGGUAGCUAGUUGUGGAUUAGCAACCUUAAUUACAGAAACUUUAUUAGUUCAUCCCCUUAUUGUUCUAAGACGGCAGUGCCAAGUAAAUCCUGGAUUGAGCAAAUAUCAUAUAAUACCAGUCACUUUGGUACCUGUGGUCAUACGUCUCCAUCAAACUCAAGGAAUAAAUACAUUAUGGAAAGGAAUUGGAUCGGUGCUGCUUGUAAAAGGGAUGUUGUUAGCUAUCGAAGAUUUCAUUUCUAAAAUAACACCAUGGCCAAAAGAAAUAACAUGUAAUAGUUCACUGAAAGCAUUUGGACAACAUAUCCUUCUUAAAUGUAUUUCUUUAGGUUUAGUAGCACCAUUCUAUUCUGCAUCAUUAGUAGAGACGGUACAAUCUGAAAUUGCAUCUGAAAGCCCUGGCAUACUGGAUGUUUUUCGAGAUGGUGCAAUUCGUUUAGUUGAAGUGAGCAACAAAGGCAGACUAAUUCCCAUUUAUUCUCUUCUACCGCCAACAAUUGCUUAUGGAGUAUCUAAAUAUCUUUUCACUCUAGCUGUUCAAGGAGUUACUAGUCGUAUUAUGCAUAUUAGACAAAAGCAGUCUCAAGAGUUAAGAGGUGCAUAUAGCAGAGACUUGCUGUCAGAGACUGUUACACAAGAUAUAGAAUUACAGUCGUCAUUAGUUUCUACGUUCCUGGCAGAAGCAUUGUUUUAUCCUUGGGAAACGGUGAUUCAUAGACUUCAUCUUCAAGGUACGCGAACCAUCAUCGACAACUUGGAUACAGGUCGUAGCGUGACACCGCUAUUGACAGGAUAUAGCAGUGCAAGCGACUGUUACAGUACGAUUAUAUCUACCGAGGGACCCCUUGGUCUAUACAAAGGAUUUGGUGCUCUUAUGUUAGAAUUUACAGUAAAUGUUAUAAUAGUGCGGGUUAUUAAAUGGGCUUUCACAGAAUUACGAACAGUACUAAGACCAAAACCAAAAUCACGAGAGCCCAUCAAUACACGAGAGCCCGCUCCACAUUGGUACUACAACAACAUGUAAAACAGCAUCAACUUUAGUAUUACCUUUUAUGUUAUUAUAUAGACUGUACUAUACUUAUACAUGCAUAGGCAUGAAAUUGCUACACUGUAGUGAGUUGGUUAUUCUCUUCUUUUGUUAUUGCCAAAAUUAGAUCAAUAAUUUAAUGCUUUCAGUAAUUUUGAACAUUUUAAUAUCUUUUGAUUCAUUAUGGAAUAAUCAAGCGAAUAAAAUUUCCAAACUAUUCUGUACGUGUAAUUUAUGAUACUUAAAUAUAUAUAUCAACGAGGAAUAAAAGAAUUUUAGAAUUGAAUUAUUGUGAUAUUUCAUAGACGUAUACAUGCAAAAAGUAUAUUUAUUUCACGAACUUUUUAGAAUGAUUCAUUUCCCUUAAAAUACUUACGUUAUAAGUAUUGAAAACACUGUAGAGAUGCAAGUUAUGAAACUAUGCUAGCUGUGGGAAAUAUUGUACCAUUUCGUUAUUAUUUUUAGCUCUUAACAGUGGAAAAAUAAGCGUAUCGACAUUCUGAAAACUAAUAUCACACAGCAUUUACUUUCAACAUUUGUUUCAUACAACAAUUUUAUAUGUGUACAAUCAUUUUUUAACUUGCAUCAUAUAUCACACAGCCUUUUAUUUACACCUAGUUCUCAUAUAUGUAAAAUAAAAUGAAACAAUCGACGAGAAUAUAUAUAUCUAUCGCUAAUUAAUGCUUAAUAAUUCUAAAUCUUCAGAAAGUACAUACAGUUUUUAGAAAUCUUAAUUUCUCUCCCAUUUUAUC